Messenger RNA from Serpula lacrymans var. lacrymans S7.9, 442 nucleotides. RefSeq lists its product as uncharacterized. NCBI's taxonomy places the organism in Eukaryota, Fungi, Basidiomycota, Agaricomycetes, Boletales, Serpulaceae. The transcript is spliced from 3 exons. The record is from RefSeq and is a predicted model, not a curated record. The annotation marks the transcript as partial.
UUUAGCUUACCCUCUUUCUAACGCCGUCGAUGGUAGCACCGACACCGCUUUUCGCAGCCCAAACAUUUCCAAGGAGGGCGACUUUAUCUCGAUAGACAUGUUCUCUGCUCUGGGUUCUGGUUGGAAAAUGCUAGAGAUGGCAUGGUUAAUUGACGCAGAUACCGAGCAAAUACUGCAGGCCUCUGAUUUUGAGUAUGCAAUGGACUCUAGUCGCUGGGCCCCUAUGGGUCAUGAGCUUGCUUGCGUCGACACAGAUGUUCCCGAUACCCAGUCUGCUCUGGAAGUUCGUUACCUUCGCGAGUGCUCCAUUGUGAUGCCUUCGGACGCUUCUAGUGCACGUUUAUUCCGAGCAAGGCUGAAAGAAAGCCUGGAUAUGCACUGGCGUGUAUAUGAAGUGUGGUUACGAGGAGUAUGGAGUCUAGAAUGGACAAGCACGUAAAUU